Messenger RNA from Tremella mesenterica DSM 1558, 1122 nucleotides. RefSeq lists its product as uncharacterized. Gene Ontology annotation, molecular function: phosphatidylinositol binding. The annotation marks the transcript as partial. NCBI's taxonomy places the organism in Eukaryota, Fungi, Basidiomycota, Tremellomycetes, Tremellales, Tremellaceae. Gene Ontology annotation, biological process: retrograde transport, endosome to Golgi; protein retention in Golgi apparatus. The transcript is spliced from 2 exons. The record is from RefSeq and is a predicted model, not a curated record. Gene Ontology annotation, cellular component: endosome.
CAACCUGUAUUCUCCAUCACCGUCGGUGAUCCCACUCGAAUGGGAGAUCCAGUGAGAGGAUACACAGUAUACACCGUUCGAACACGAACCACUUCACCUCAUUACGCCCGAGGGGAAUUUUCAGUCUUACGUCGUUUCUCCGACUUUUUAUGGUUAUUCGACGCUCUCACUUUGAAUAACCCAGGAAUCAUCGUUCCACCCGUCCCUGAUAAACAUCCAUUUGGAAGAUUUCAAGAUCAAUUCAUAGAAACACGUCGUAUGGCUCUUGAACGUUGUUUGGCAAAGAUAACAGCUCAUCCUGUCCUUCAAUUGGAUCCAGAUCUAAGAUUAUUCUUAGAAAGCGAUAGUUUUGCCGUUGAAUCAAAAUCACGUCGACAGGAACCUGUAGUUGAUAAAUCUGGUAUAUUAGGAUGGGGUGGACCUAAAUAUGUGGAACAAGAUGAAUGGUACGAUUCUAGAAGAUCUUUUUUGGAUAUCCUUGAAUCACAAUUGAAAGCAUUAGCAAAAUCUAUAGAAGUAGCUUCAAAAGCGAGAUUGGAAAUGUCUACCGCUAUUAAUGAUUAUGCGGAAUCUAUCACCGCUUUGGCGGAGAGUGAUUUAGGUUCAGCUAUGUGUUCUGCUUUAGCAAGAUUGGCAGAUUUAGCUAAAAAGGAGAAAGAAGGAGCGGAAGAACAAGCGAAAGGGGAUGUGGUCAAUUUACUCAAUUUAUCCGAUGAGUAUGUGAGGUUUAUAGGAAGUGUGAGAAUCGCUUUUGCUGGUAGAAUAAAAGUUUGGAGUCAAUGGCAAACACAAGAGAAAGAGGUGACUAGGUUGAAAGUUGCGAGAGAAAAAGCUAGACAACAAGGAAAGUUGGGUGAUAGGGUUCAACAAAGUCUACAAGAGAUUGCGCAAGCCGAACGUAAAGCUCGUGAUUUAAAUUCGGAAUUGGACACAGUGACCAAACUCACCAAAACUGAAUUUACGAGGUUUGAAAGAGGUAGAGUCGAAGAGUUUAAACGUGUUCUGAGCAAUUAUCUCGAAUGUCAAAUUUCAGCGCAGAAGGAUAUGGUGGUUGCUUGGGAAGAAUAUCAUGGGGUGAUUUUGAAAAUGGUCAAAGUGAAUGAACAAGCGACGGUUUCGUAA